AUGCUAUUGAAAUCAUACACAAGUAAUAUACCAGGCCCUGUAUCAUUGCAGCUGAUACCCAGAUUUCUAUCUUUUAAACGUUUUAAGCAUGAGUAUGCCCCCAGAUAUAAGGAUACGGAAAAGAAGAAACAAAAAGGGCGUGUCCCUGUGAGAACAGGUGGAUCAAUCAAGGGUUCAACUCUAGAAUUUGGUCAAUUUGGAAUGAGAUUGAAGACAGAGGGGACAAGGCUCACGGCCCAACAAUUAAAGGAGGCUGACAAUGCCAUUAUGAGAUAUGUAAGACCUUUAAAUAAUGGUCAACUAUGGAGAAGACUUUGCACUAAUGUUGCAGUUUGUGUGAAAGGUAACGAAACAAGAAUGGGGAAAGGUAAAGGUGAUUUUGAUCACUGGAUGGUUAGAGUGCCAACAGGAAAGAUUAUUUUUGAAUUGAAUGGGGAUGACUUACAUGAAAAGGUCGCUAGAGAAGCUUUUAGAAAGGCAGGUGAUAAAUUACCAGGUGUUUAUGAAUUUGUCACCAAACAGUCGUUGGUUAGAGUUGGAUUGAAUAGUUUCAAAGAUUCUAAGUUGGAGCAAGAGAAGAAAGAAAAUUAUUUCUUAAAAUUACAAAAGAAGCCUUCCAAACAGUAUUUAAAUCUUUUAAAAUCCAAGGAACCAGAGUUUAAAUUGUUCAGGGGACGUUAG
This is a messenger RNA of Naumovozyma castellii, 681 nucleotides long. RefSeq names its product mitochondrial 54S ribosomal protein uL16m (gene MRPL16). Lineage: Eukaryota; Fungi; Ascomycota; Saccharomycetes; Saccharomycetales; Saccharomycetaceae. The record is from RefSeq and is a predicted model, not a curated record. The coding region runs from base 1 to 681 and encodes 226 amino acids. The transcript has a single exon.